AUAAUGAAGGACAGGGAAGCCUGGCAUGGGGAUGGAAAAAGUCAGACAGGACUUAGGGACUGAACAACAUCAACAACAACUGGUCACGUGCUCCCAUGGCACUCUGCACUGUUUUUGAUUAUCGAGUUUAGUUAUUCAUAAUGAUUUAUUUAAUGUUUGUCUUCCCCACCAGAAUGCAGGUUCCAUGAAGACAUUAAUGCAUCCAUAUCAUUCAUGGCUGUACACCCAAUGCCCUGCCAAAAUGCCUCACAGAGAGUCAGGUCUCAGUAAUAGCUGCUGACUCGGGUGAUUGAAACACAGAUCGUCCUAGUUUGGUUUCAGUGCGCAGCUGUAACUUAAAAGCUAAUAACCCAUCAUAUUUGUGCUUGCCUUAAACACUUUGACCUUUAUUUUCCAUUUCCAAAGCGUUUUUGGUGUGUACAAUACCGCCCUCUUCCUCUUUUCCCCUUUUCUCAGUGAUGUGUCACCAAUUGAUGUUUUUUAAUUGGGUGAGGCACAGGUAAUCUCCCCGUUUAUAACUCUGACCUUUCUGUGAGCAAACACACAGAGUGAACUUUGGUUUAUCUCCCACUAUAAUGUAGCUGCUAAUUGCCGGCAGGCGGGCUGUCUCCUACGGUCCACGUGACCGGUGGGGUGACUAGAGAGAAGCGUGGGGAAGAGUAGACUGAGGGACCCAGCAACAGGCUGUUGGGCUGGAGCUCCUGCCUCCUUGAGAGCCCUGAGUGAAGCCAGUGAGCCCAAGGAGCAUGGUGCUGAGGUGAGGGAGGUCAUGAAGACGCCACUGUUGGCCUUGGCUUUGUGGUCACUGCUCCUCCGGCCAGGGCUGCCGUUCUGGACCUCCCACGUGAGUCGAAACUGCCAGGAUGGCAGCUACGAGAUCAGCGUCCUGAUGAUGAACAACUCGGCCUUCCCAGAGUCCCUGGACAGCUUGGAAGAGGUGGUGAAGGAGGGAGUGAAAAUCGUGAGCCAGCGUCUGCUUGAAGCUGGCCUCAAUGUGACCGUGAAUGCUACCUUCAUCUAUUCAGAAGGUGUGAUUUACAAGUCCAGUGACUGCCGGAGCAGUACCUGUGAAGGCCUCGACCUCCUCAGGACUAUUUCAAGUAAAAAACAGAUGGGCUGUGUCCUCAUGGGGCCCUCGUGUACCUAUUCCACCUUCCAAAUGUACCUUGACACAGAUUUAAACUAUCCCAUGAUUUCAGCUGGGAGUUUUGGAUUGUCAUGUGACUACAAAGAAACUUUAACCAGGAUGAUGUCUCCAGCUCGGAAGCUGAUGUAUUUUUUGGUUGACUUUUGGAAAGCCAAAUUUCAAUUCAAACCUUUUUCUUGGAACACUGCGUAUGUUUUCAAGAAUAGUACAGAGACUGAGGACUGUUUCUGGUACCUCAAUGCUCUGGAGGCUGGAGUUUCCUAUUUUUCUCAGAAACUAGGCUUCAAGGAGAUGUUGAGAGGAGAUACCGAGUUUCAGGACAUCUUAAUGGAUCAGAAGAGGAAAAGCAAUGUGAUUGUUAUGUGUGGUAGACCGGAAACCAUCCGCACCCUCAGGGGUGACCGGGCAGUGGCUGAAGACAUCGUCAUUAUUCUAGUGGAUUUAUUCAAUGACCACUACUUCAUGGACAAUGUCACAGCCCCUGACUACAUGAAAAAUGUUCUUGUUCUGACCCUGCCUCCGGAAAACUCCGUCUCAAAUAGUUCCUCCUCCAAAAAUCUAUCACUGGCAAAAAAUGAUUUUGCUGCUGCCUACCUGGAUGGAGUCUUGCUUUUUGGACAUAUGCUGAAGAUAUUUCUUGAAAAUGGGGAGGAUGUUACCACCUCUAAAUUUGCUCAUGCUUUCAGGAACAUCACUUUUGAAGGGCAUGUGGGUCCUGUGACUCUGGAUGCCUGUGGGGAUAUUGACAAUACCAUGUACCUUCUGUACACCUCUGUGGACACCAGCAAAUACAAGGUUCUUUUGACCUAUGACACCCGUGUGAACCAGAGUAGCCCUGUGGAUAAGAGCCCCACGUUCAUCUGGAAGAACCACAAACUUCCUAAUGAUAUUCCAGGCCAGGGCCCUCAAAUGCUGAUGAUUGCCGUCUUCACGCUCGCGGGGACGGUGGUCCUGCUGCUUCUCAUCGCUCUCCUGGUGCUCAGAAAAUAUAAGAGAGAACACGCGCUUCGUCAGAAGAAGUGGUCCCACAUUCCUCCUGAAGACAUCUUUCCUCUGGAGUCCAAUGAGACCAACCACGUUAGCCUAAAGAUCGAUGAUGACAAGAGGCGAGACACAAUCCAGAGACUGCGACAGUGCAAAUAUGACAAAAAGAGAGUGAUUCUAAAGGAUCUCAAGCACAAUGAUGGCAACUUCAAUGAGAAACAGAAGAUAGAAUUGAACAAGUUGCUUCAGAUUGACUAUUACAACCUAACCAAGUUCUACGGCACGGUGAAGCUUGAUUCCACGAUCUUUGGGGUGACUGAGUACUGUGAGAGGGGAUCCCUCCGGGAAGUUUUAAAUGACACAAUUUCUUACCCUGAUGGUACAUUCAUGGACUGGGAGUUUAAGAUCUCUGUCUUGUAUGACAUUGCUAAGGGAAUGUCAUACCUGCACUCCAGUAAGACAGAAGUCCACGGCCGUCUGAAAUCGACCAACUGCGUGGUGGACAGUAGAAUGGUGGUGAAGAUCACCGAUUUUGGCUGCAAUUCCAUUUUGCCUCCAAGAAAAGACUUGUGGACGGCCCCAGAGCAUCUCCGCGUAGCCGGCGUUUCGCAGAAAGGAGACGUGUACAGCUACGGCAUCAUCGCCCAGGAGAUCAUCCAGCGGAGCGAAACCUUCUACACGCUCAGCUGUCGGGACCAGAAAGAGAAGAUUUUCAGAGUGGAGAAUUGCAAUGGAGUGAAACCCUUCCGCCCCGAUCUGUUCCUGGAAACAGCAGAGGAAAAAGAGCUGGAAGUCUAUCUACUUGUCAAAAACUGCUGGGAGGAAGAUCCAGAAAAGAGGCCAGAUUUCAAGAAAAUUGAGAAUACGCUGGCCAAGAUAUUUGGCCUUUUCCAUGACCAAAAAAAUGAAAGUUACAUGGAUACCUUGAUCCGACGUCUACAGCUGUAUUCCCGGAACCUGGAACAUCUGGUGGAGGAAAGGACACAGCUGUACAAAGCAGAGAGGGACAGGGCUGACCAACUUAAUUUCAUGUUGCUCCCAAGGCUGGUGGUCAAGUCUCUGAAGGAGAAAGGCUUCGUGGAGCCUGAGCUCUACGAGGAAGUCACCGUCUACUUCAGUGACAUUGUAGGGUUCACUACCAUCUGUAAGUACAGUACCCCCAUGGAAGUGGUGGACAUGCUCAAUGACAUCUACAAGAACUUUGACCACAUUCUGGACCACCAUGACGUGUACAAGUUCUCCUUCGCUGCCCCUACCACCUCUGCCUCAGGAUGCUUCCAGGAUUGUCAUGGAUCCCCAACCCCCCAGGUGGAAACCAUUGGUGAUGCCUACAUGGUGGCCAGCGGUUUGCCUAAGAGAAACGGCAACCGGCAUGCAAUAGACAUUGCCAAGAUGGCCUUGGACCUCCUCAGCUUCGUGGGGACCUUUGAAUUGGAGCAUCUUCCUGGCCUCCCAAUAUGGAUUCGCAUUGGAAUUCACUCCGGUCCCUGCGCUGCUGGAGUCGUGGGGAUCAAGAUGCCUCGUUAUUGCCUAUUCGGAGAUACAGUCAACACAGCCUCUCGGAUGGAAUCCACUGGCCUCCCCUUGAGAAUCCAUGUCAGCGGCUCCACCAUAGCCAUCCUGAAGAGGACGGAGUGCCAGUUCCUCUAUGAAGUAAGAGGAGAAACCUACUUAAAGGGGAGAGGAACUGAGACCACCUACUGGCUGACCGGGGUGAAGGACCAGGAGUACAACCUGCCGACCCCUCCAACCGCGGAGAAUCAACAGCGCUUGCAAGCUGAGUUUGCUGACAUGAUCACCAGCUCUUUACAGAAAAGACAGGCCUUGGGGAUAAGGAACCGAAAACCAACCCGGGUGGCCAGCUAUAAGAAGGGCAGCCUGGAAUACUUGCAGCUGAACACCACAGACAAUGAGAGCACCCAUUUUUAAACCUCGGUAAGAGCUAAGGACUCAGGCAAGACUAAGUCCAGCCACACCUGGGCAAUGACCGCAAGUGUCCUGAAGCUUCCGCUUCUCUGAGACCUCAGUAAAGCAGAAGACGACUUAGAUGCAGUCUCCAAUAGCCUCGGCUUCCCUGUCUGGGACAUAGGCUUGCUUCCGUGAAUCACAUACACUCUCAGUGCAAUAAUUACCUUCUACUCUGCGGCCUGAUCUCAAUAGCUGCUCCAGGGAACUUCAACCUGGGAAAGAAGAGAAAUGAAUAUGCACUAUCUCAAAGUUGGAGAGAUUUUGUUCUUAUUUCACCUGUUUCAGCUUUGUUUUGUUUACUGGCUCUUUUUCUUUCUGUAUUCAUGAUAACAUUUUUUUUUUAAUUGUCCCAAUGAUAUUUUCAGUAUUUUAUCUCCAUUAAAUUAUAUUUAACUUCUAAUUUUGGCAGAUAAUAUGCUGUAUAUGAGGCAGAAAUAAAAGUUAAACAUUUCCUGGA
Bubalus bubalis (water buffalo) is the source of this 4556-nucleotide messenger RNA. RefSeq names its product guanylate cyclase 2C (gene GUCY2C). The transcript has 28 exons. Gene Ontology annotation, molecular function: protein kinase activity; peptide receptor activity; ATP binding. The record is from RefSeq and is a predicted model, not a curated record. Gene Ontology annotation, biological process: receptor guanylyl cyclase signaling pathway; protein phosphorylation; intracellular signal transduction. Bases 770 to 4060 code for a protein of 1096 amino acids. Lineage: Eukaryota; Metazoa; Chordata; Mammalia; Artiodactyla; Bovidae.